AUGGGAAUUGCAUUCAUAAUAAAGUCAAUUAUUUUACCAAUGGAAGUGUGUAAAUUAGUUGAGGGACAACGUUAUAAUCGCGCAUUGAAUGAGAGGCAAGCAGCAGAUUUCAUGAAAUUUUCUUGUAAGACAUCCCGUGAAAUGGCUGUAGUUCCAGCCAGAGUUUUACCUGCUCCAAGUUUACAUUAUCAUAUUUCUUCUCGUAAUGCUACCAUUGUUCCUCGUGACGGGAAAUGGAAUUUGAUUUACAAUAAAGUUGCUUCUGGGGCCAUACUUGAUUCAUGGUCAUGCGUUGCUUUUGGAAAUUUCGAAAUUGAAACCAUACAAUAUUUUAUUAGAGAAUUGACCUUGAAACAAGACUGGAUUAGAGCUGGCAAUAUGGCCAGAUCACCAUCUAAGUUAAUGUUAUGUAUCCUUCCUAACUACAGCGUACCAUUUUAUGCCGUAAUUAAACAUGUGUGUGAUACAGUAAUUGGUGUUGUUACCCAAUGCGUUCAAUCCAAACAUAUUUUUCAAGUAAAAAGACUAUAUUGCGCUAAUUUGUGUCUUAAAAUGAACGUUAAACUUGGUGGUAUGAAUUCAUUCGUUAAUCCGUACCAAAUGCAAUUUAUUUCGAAUCGCCCGCAUAAUAAUUCUGGUAAUAACGAAACUCACCCAUCUAUUGCUACUUUAUGCGCUUUAAUGGAUGCUAAAAUAUAUCGAUAUGCCGCUUCCAUUCGCCUGGAAAGUAUCUUGUUCUACCGAAAUGGUGUCUCAGAGGGUCAAUUUUAUCAAGUGUUUGAUUUUGAAAUCGAAGCAGUAAGGAGGAUUGUACAGAGAGGUCGUCACACUCGCUUAUUCUCUAAUGACGUGAGAGAUUUAGAUAGGAUAGGAAACACUCUUGUUGGGACGGUUGUUGAAUCAACACAUCCUUUUGAAUUCAAUCUUGUUCUUGGGCUAGGGAUUCAUUCACAAGGUGAAAAUUGGGAUAUAAUUUCAGAAUGCCUUGAUUCUGUAUCAACUGAUGUUAAGAAUGCGAAAACCAACAAAAUUAUUUUGAAAAACAAAGUUCAAAAUGUACUAGAUUUUCAAAUACAAAGAUCUAACUACAACAAAGUUGAAUUUUCCUUUGCAACUGAUACUUAUAAACAUAAAGUGCUAUCACCUUUAAAACCAAAAUUUCAAUUAAUUGCGCCUGAUUUUUCAGAUGAGGAAUCAUCAGAUGAUAAAAUCUUUUCUUCAAUUGGUCCUUUGGCUACUUUAUCACCUAUGGAUAUUAAUGUACCUAAUAUUUCUCAUCCAAUUACUAAACUGAACUUAGCAACCAAACUUGAUACAACAACAUCAUCACAAAAUAACCUUUCUUUUCAAGAUAAAACUCAUCUUAUUCAAUGGCUAAAAAUGCGUAAAGAUCUUAUACUUCAGGCAUUGAAUGCAAUUUUUUCAUCAGAUAUAUCAUAUUAG
This is a messenger RNA of Funneliformis caledonium, 1443 nucleotides long. The record is from the annotation of a GenBank genome assembly. NCBI's taxonomy places the organism in Eukaryota, Fungi, Glomeromycota, Glomeromycetes, Glomerales, Glomeraceae.